CUCAAAAGUAAGAGGUUUAAAAUCAUCCAGCCGUCGCACUUGAACCAGUUUAACGGAGCUUGACGUUCAGAAGUAUAUUUUUGACUUUUCAUCUACAAUGGCAGUUUUGGUAAGAACUUGUUGCUGUGGCUGCAGUCUUCGUGCGGGUGUUAUGAUUCUCGCAAUCUUGGGACUGAUUGGAUCAGCAUAUUCAAUUUAUCAAGCAGCUCAUUCUGUUAAAGUUUACAAGGAACUAGAGGAGAACGCCGACGGACACAGCCAACAUUUGCCUUUUAACAAAAAGCACUUUCUUGCUAUCAUCAGACUGAGUUAUGCAAGCCUCGCAUUCAGAGUCAUCUCACUGUUGGUGAACCUGUUGCUUCUGGGAUCCUGUAGCUCAGGUGACGGGCGUUUGGCAUUUCCAUGGCUUGGGUGGAGUAUCUUCGAGCUCUUUUACACACUUGGAGUGAUGAUAUUUUAUAUUUCCAUCUGGAAUGGGUUCGCCGUUUUUUUAAUUAUUUACAGCCUUGGAUGGUUGCUGUCGGUAUGUUGUGUUUGAGCCUUAGAGUAAUUUCUAUUUGAGAGUCGAAAGAAACUCGAUCGAGAUUGCAUUGGUUUUGCCUUACCUCACUCUGUGAUUUGUUCAGAAAGCUCGCGCCACUAACCAAUCAGAUACAAAAUUCGUGGUUACCUUGGAUUUAGUUUUACUCAGUAAACUUGAUCGAAAAGCACUCAAUUCUCUUAUUCACUAAACUCUCCACUCGUAA
Messenger RNA from Stylophora pistillata, 746 nucleotides. RefSeq lists its product as uncharacterized. The record is from RefSeq and is a predicted model, not a curated record. NCBI's taxonomy places the organism in Eukaryota, Metazoa, Cnidaria, Anthozoa, Scleractinia, Pocilloporidae.